UAUCUAGAUAAAUUAAAAUGAGGAGGUCAUGUAACAGUUAUGUACAAUGUAAACUUGAUCAUUCCACUUUCUACUGGUGUACGUGACACGUAGAUUGUCAGUCAUGGCAGUGCCAAAUCCUUAUGAUAAUCUUCUUAAAUCAGUUGUAAUAAAUAGCAAAGAGCGUAAUUAUUAUGAUGUCUCAUCAUUUGGAAAAAAAUAUGAUCGUUUGCCGUUUUCAAUAAAAAUAUUACUAGAAAGCGCUGUAAGAAAUUGCGAUGGGUUUCAAGUUAAAGAUAGUGAUGUCAAAAAAAUUCUUGAUUGGGAAAUAAAUCAAGCGAGUGAUGACGUCGAAGUUGCAUUUAAACCAGCGAGAGUUAUUUUACAAGACUUGACUGGUGUUCCGGCAGUUGUUGAUUUUGCUGCAAUGAGAGAUUGCGUUAAAAGAUUAAACGGAGACCCGAAUAAAAUAAAUCCAAUAUGUCCUUCAGACUUGGUAAUUGACCAUUCAAUUCAAGUCGACUUUGUACGGAGCGGAGAUGCACUGAAAAAAAAUGAGGACUUGGAGUUUGAACGUAAUAAGGAAAGGUUUAUAUUUUUAAAAUGGGGAGCUAAGGCUUUGAAAAAUAUGUUGAUUGUACCACCAGGAAGUGGGAUUGUUCAUCAAGUUAACUUAGAGUACUUGGCACGUGUUGUAUUUGAUUCGGACGAUUUACUUUACCCCGACAGUGUUGUCGGUACUGAUUCUCAUACCACUAUGAUAAAUGGAUUAGGAAUUCUUGGAUGGGGUGUAGGUGGAAUUGAAGCUGAAGCGGUCAUGCUUGGACAAGCUGUAUCAAUGCUAUUACCCAAAGUUAUUGGAUACAAACUCGUGGGGACACUUAAUCAAUACGUCACUUCCACGGAUCUUGUAUUGACUAUUACCAAAAAUUUACGUCAAUUAGGAGUCGUAGGAAAAUUUGUUGAAUUUUAUGGACCAGGAGUAGCAGAGUUAAGUAUCGCGGAUCGCGCAACUAUUUCCAAUAUGUGUCCAGAGUACGGUGCGACCGUUGGUUUCUUUCCCGUCGACCAACAGAGUUUGAAUUAUUUACGACAAACUGGUCGCUCUGAGGAACAUAUCGACCGCAUAGAAAAAUAUUUACGAGCCGUUAAAAUGCUGAGAGAUUAUAAUAUCGAGUCACAAGAUCCCGUAUUUUCUGAAACAGUUACGUUGGAUUUAGCGACGGUCGUAUCAAGUGUAAGUGGCCCGAAGCGACCUCAUGAUCGUGUCUCUGUAUCAGAUAUGAAACUUGAUUUUAAUCAGUGUCUCACAAACAAGAUAGGAUUUAAGGGUUACGGAUUGUCGGCUGAUAAAAUAAAAACUGAGGGUAAAUUUAUGUUUGAAGGCCAAGAAUAUACAUUGAAACAUGGUUCAGUAGUAAUAGCCGCAAUUACUAGCUGUACCAACACAAGCAAUCCGAGUGUGAUGCUCGGUGCAGGUCUUCUUGCUAAAAAUGCCGUCGACGCAGGAUUGACUGUUGCCCCAUACAUAAAAACGUCUUUGUCACCUGGCUCUGGAGUAGUCACAUAUUAUUUACGCGAAAGCGGAGUCAUUCCAGCUCUCACUCAGCUCGGGUUCGACAUUGUGGGGUACGGGUGUAUGACAUGUAUCGGCAACAGCGGUCCUCUUGAAGACUCGAUCGCCGAGACAAUUGAAAAAAAAGAAUUAGUAUGCUGCGGAGUUUUGUCAGGAAAUCGUAACUUCGAGGGUAGAAUUCACCCAAGUACCCGAGCUAAUUAUUUAGCGUCGCCUUUACUCGUCAUCGCGUAUGCGAUCGCGGGUACAGUCGACAUUGACUUUGAAACGGAGCCUCUAGGACGUCGUGCCGACGGCAAAGAUAUUUAUUUACGCGACAUUUGGCCGACACGUGCGGACAUUCAAGCUGUUGAGCAAAAGUACGUAAUACCUGCGAUGUUCAAAAGCGUUUACGAUAAAAUCGAGAAAGGCAGCAACCGCUGGGCGAGUCUCGUUGCACCAGAAGGCCAACUUUACCCAUGGAAUGAAGACUCUACAUACAUAAAACAUCCUCCUUACUUUGAAACCCUUGAAAAGGAAUUACCGGAAAUAAAACCUAUUCGAAAAGCUAGAGUUCUAUUGAAUCUUGGUGACUCAGUUACAACCGACCAUAUAAGUCCUGCUGGAAGUAUAGCUCGUAAUUCUCCGGCUGCAAGAUACCUGGCUAAGCGAGGUUUAACACCCAGAGAAUUCAAUUCCUAUGGAGCUCGACGUGGCAACGAUGCAGUAAUGGUUCGAGGAACUUUUGCUAAUAUUCGUUUACUUAAUAAAUUUGUUGGAAAACCCGGCCCAAAAACAUUAUACUUACCUACUAAUGAAGAGAUGGACAUUUUUGACGCUGCAGAACGAUACGGAAAAGAUAAAGUUCCAUUGAUAGCUUUAGUUGGGAAAGAAUAUGGGUCAGGAUCCUCGAGAGAUUGGGCAGCUAAAGGUCCGUAUCUUCUGGGGAUCCGUGCAAUAAUUGCUGAGUCUUAUGAAAGAAUCCAUAGAUCAAAUUUAGUUGGAAUGGGAAUUGUUCCGCUGCAAUAUUUACCUGGGCAGACAGCCGAUACAUUGGGUCUUACUGGGGUUGAAUUAUUUGAUAUUGACAUACCAGCUGAUUGUCAGCCGCAUCAACAAAUUACUGUGCGUACUGACACGGGAAAAGAAUUUACUGUUAUUGUAAGAUUUGAUACGGAAGUUGAUUUAACAUAUUUCCGACACGGUGGGAUCCUUAAUUACAUGAUUAGAACUAUGAUAUAAAUUUUUUUUUUAAUUUAUGAAUUAGUCAAAAUUUUAAGACCGAGAUCUCGGAAAUUUAAAUUAUAACAUUCGUUAGAUAAAAAUUAUAUUUUAAAUUUUACC
This is a messenger RNA of Microplitis demolitor, 2878 nucleotides long. RefSeq names its product cytoplasmic aconitate hydratase. Gene Ontology annotation, cellular component: mitochondrion; cytosol. The record is from RefSeq and is a predicted model, not a curated record. The coding region runs from base 104 to 2776 and encodes 890 amino acids. Lineage: Eukaryota; Metazoa; Arthropoda; Insecta; Hymenoptera; Braconidae. The transcript has 11 exons. Gene Ontology annotation, biological process: citrate metabolic process; tricarboxylic acid cycle. Gene Ontology annotation, molecular function: aconitate hydratase activity; 4 iron, 4 sulfur cluster binding.